Molecule: messenger RNA, 744 nt
Organism: Vicia faba (fava bean)
Lineage: Eukaryota; Viridiplantae; Streptophyta; Magnoliopsida; Fabales; Fabaceae
Source: the annotation of a GenBank genome assembly
AUGCCGUCACAUAAGACCUUCAUGAUCAAGAAGAAAUUGGCGAAGAAGAUGAGGCAGAACAGGCCCAUCCCUUACUGGAUCCGGAUGAGGACUGACAACACCAUCAGAAGACUAAAAGGCGGGAAUUCACCUCAUUGGACAUUCGUAGAAGUUGUUGUCGUAGAGUCGACAAAGAAGCUUUCAACAUUAUCCCAGUUUGAUGAUAAACCAGAUUAUACAUUUUUGAAAAGGCUUUUUCGCGACCUUUUCAUUCGUGAAGGGUUCCAGUUUGAUUAUGUCUUUGAUUGGACUAUUUUGAAGUAUCAGCAAUCUCAAAUUGCCACUCCUCCUUCACGUGCCGUCGGUUCUGGUGCUGGGCCAAGUUCUGGCAUACCACCAGCUGUUGUGAGUGCUGCUGAUAGACCAACACGUGGGGAAGAGGGUAGACAUACCGGUUGGUCUUCAUCAGAUCCUGCUCGUAGAAGAACCUCUGGACCUAUUGCAAAUGAUGUAAACUUAUCUAGACAAAAAGCCCCAGUUCCAAGUGACUCAACUGCAUCGAAAGAUGCUAUGUUGUCUAGUUCUAAUUUCUUCCAACACCAUCAAUUCACCGUAACCCAUCUACUCUUAACUAACCUCAUCCCUCUCUGGCAUACCUCUAUUUCGUCACCUUCUUCUUUGCCAUUACGCUUGGAUUCUUUGCUCAUCAGUGGAUUAUGUACUCACUUCAAAUGCGUUACAUCCUCACCGCCACAGGUCCCAUAG